CCCGCUUCAGUUCAAAGCGUUCCCCCUGUUCAUUUCGACCUCUCUCUUCCUCUCCCGUCGUCGUCUCCCCCGUCUCCGGCUAGGGUUUCGGCCGCUCGCCGCCCUCGCCUCCGCCUCCGCCUCCGCCGCCGCCGCUCGCCAGGGGGAGCCCUUCUCACCUCACCGCUCCCGUCUCUCUCUCCCCGUCGACCCCGACGGGCUACGGCUCUACACCCUCCCCGCCUCGGCUCGUGUCUGUUCGCCCGCGGGGACGCUGUUUCCGGCGGGCGGAGGCGCGGCCGCGGCGUCGCGGCUCCUCCUCGGAGGCACGGUGCGGGCGACGGCCCUCCUCCUCUCCUUCCCCGACCCUCUCUCUCUAUCUCACUCUCUCUGCCCUAGCCUUCUACGCUGUGUGGAGGCGUCGUCGCGCGCGCGCGCCCGGACGGCGAGCAUCUGGAUUUGAGCCUAAUUGAAGCUGAACCCCCAUGGCCCAGUUUAGGUCUGCGCCUGUGGAAAGCGAGGCGGAGCCAGGCGCCGAUGGCCCUGUGGAUGAAGCCAAUGCUGUGGAAGAGGAGAAAUCUGGUAAGGGUGAGGAUGGCAUUGAGGAGGCUGCCGAUACCGUUGAUUCCGUGAAGGAUUCAGCAAAGCCUGAAGGCAUGGAUGCAAAGGAGGAGGCGGUGGAGCAGGAGGGUGGGGCCGCAGCGGAUAAGGCAAAGGAUAUUCCUGUGACUAGUAACGGUAAGACGGAUGCUGGCGGAAAUGAGGUGGCUGAAAUGAAGGUUGAAAAAUUGGAGAAUGGUGAUGGGCAUUUGAAGGCGGACGGCGAUAGCAAUGGUGAUAACAAGGGUGCUGAUGGUGAGAAACAGCUUAUGUUAGCGUCAGCUGGGGAGGACGUGGAGGACCCGGUGCUGUCCAAGCUUGCAAGCAACUCCUUCAUGUUUGAUUACAGCUGUGGUGGUGAUGACUCGGGGACUGAGGAGGAGCAGGCUGCUUUCAUGAAGGAACUUGAGCGGUUUUACAGGGAGAAGCUUAUGGAAUUCAAGCCCCCGAAGUUCUAUGGUGAAGGGUUGAAUUGCCUCAAGUUGUGGAGACAAGUGACUGGGUUGGGUGGCUAUGAUCAGGUGACAUCGUGCAAACUGUGGCGGCAAGUGGGAGAGUCUUUCAAACCUCCGAAGACAUGCACAACUGUUUCAUGGACCUUCCGUAACUUCUAUGAGAAGGCACUCCUUGAAUAUGAGAAACACAAAAUCGAAACGGGCGAGUUUCAAGUUGCUGCAUCUAAUUUAACAGAGAGGAUUACUUCUGAAAGUCAGGUUGGCAUCCAUGCUUCUGGUUCUGGAAGAGCUAGAAGAGAAUCUGCAACCCGAGCUAUGCAAGGCUGGCACUCUCAGCGCUUGCUUGGCAAUGGUGAAAUUGCUGAUCCAAUAAUUAAAGAUAAAGGGACGGUGUCUGUCUUAAAAAAGGAUAAAACUCCUAAAAGCAGCGGUUCUGCCAAGAGGAAAAGGACACCGACCUUGGAAGAUGACAGGAUUGUACCAUAUAAACCUGACAAGCUACAAAAUGACUCAAUGGUUCUUGACCUUGGCCCUCCAGCUGAUUGGGUAAAGAUAAACGUUCGGAGAACCAAAGAUUGCUAUGAAGUCUAUGCAUUGGUUCCUGGCCUUCUGCGUGAGGAGGUACAUGUUCAGUCAGAUCCUGCUGGCCGUUUGAUAGUUACUGGAGAGCCUGAGCAACUAGACAAUCCUUGGGGUGUUACUCCAUUCAAGAAGGUUAUUAGUUUGCCCUCCCGCAUUGAUCCUCAUCAAACUUCGGCAGUUGUCACUCUCCAUGGACAGCUAUUUGUCCGUGCACCAUUCGAGCAGUCAAAGUAAAUGGUGCUCUACAAGAUGAAGCGCAACAUGCAAGGUUGCUUUUGUAGGUGGGGGUUUAUGUGAUUGACUUGGGCCUGUUCAUCCUGAUCUUCGUUGCAAACUAGUUACUUUCUGCUUCAUUACUCCUGCCAUGUUGUCUAUUCUGUAUUGAUUAAUUCUAGUUAACUAGAUGGUCUAGUUAUGUAUCUUGUAGUUCGUUAAUUGUGAUAUGUAGCUUAAGUUCAGCUCUAUUAGUUUAGAAUGUUAAUAGCCUGAUGCUAAACAUGUUCAUGGUUUCUUUCUUCCUUUUUUUUUUCUCAACUAAAGAAAAGGUGAUAAUUUGUAGCAUGUAGCUUGUGAGGUUAUUCCUAAUACUCAGUUCUCAUACUACUCAGAACAUGAAGACAAGAUAGAUUCUUGGAUGUAACUGUUGCCUUGUGCAUUGCUGUUGUAUCUGUAUAACUGAAUUGACAACUGUGCCUGACCAUCCCUUGAAACUAUUACUGAUGGUGUAUCAAUUGUUUUUAGUGUUA
Oryza sativa Japonica Group (Japanese rice) is the source of this 2362-nucleotide messenger RNA. RefSeq names its product AT-rich interactive domain-containing protein 6. Lineage: Eukaryota; Viridiplantae; Streptophyta; Magnoliopsida; Poales; Poaceae. Gene Ontology annotation, cellular component: nucleus. Gene Ontology annotation, molecular function: DNA binding. Gene Ontology annotation, biological process: regulation of transcription by RNA polymerase II. The record is from RefSeq and is a predicted model, not a curated record.